Sphaerodactylus townsendi is the source of this 2622-nucleotide messenger RNA. It is a transcript of the gene TFDP1, whose product is annotated as transcription factor Dp-1. The record is from RefSeq and is a predicted model, not a curated record. The coding region runs from base 265 to 1506 and encodes 413 amino acids. Gene Ontology annotation, molecular function: DNA-binding transcription factor activity, RNA polymerase II-specific; RNA polymerase II transcription regulatory region sequence-specific DNA binding. Gene Ontology annotation, cellular component: transcription regulator complex; nucleus. The transcript is spliced from 12 exons. Gene Ontology annotation, biological process: regulation of cell cycle; regulation of transcription by RNA polymerase II. Lineage: Eukaryota; Metazoa; Chordata; Lepidosauria; Squamata; Sphaerodactylidae.
UGGCUGCUUUUUUUUUUUUUUUUGCUUGCAGGCGCUCUGAGGUUCAGUCUCCUUUCCCUCGCUUGUAGCAGCAUAGACAUUUCCCGGGCCUACUUGGAUGCUUGCAUGGCGAGGCAGUAUGCGUUUUGUUUAGGAUUUGGGGCAGUGAGCGGAGAGGGUGGGCCCCCAGGGCCUAGCUGCUCUAAUUCAGAAUAUAGCACUAGAUUCCUCGUUCCUCUUGUGGUGCUCAAAGAAGUGGAGAAUUGAUUUAUUGGAUUUGGUAACAUGGCAAAAGAUGCUGGCCUAAUUGAAGCUAAUGGAGAACUGAAGGUUUAUAUAGACCAGAAUCUUAGUCCUGGAAAAGGUGUUGUUUCAUUAGUAGCUGUUCACCCUUCCACAGUGAAUACACUUGGAAAACAGCUCCUGCCGAAAACAUUUGGACAGUCUAAUGUCAAUAUUGCACAACAAGUGGUUAUUGGUACGCCUCAGAGACCUUCUGCCCCCAAUACUAUACUAGUAGGAAGUCCACACACACCUAAUACACACUUUGUAUCACAGAACCAGACAGCAGAUUCUUCACCUUGGUCUGCUGGGAAGCGAAAUAAAAAAGGGGAAAAGAAUGGCAAAGGUUUGCGGCAUUUCUCUAUGAAGGUUUGCGAAAAGGUGCAGAGGAAAGGAACUACUUCCUAUAAUGAGGUCGCAGAUGAACUGGUUGCAGAGUUCAGCACUGCAGAUACCCACAUCUCUCCAAAUGAAUCGCAGGCUUAUGAUCAGAAGAAUAUUAGGCGCCGUGUCUAUGAUGCCUUAAAUGUCCUUAUGGCCAUGAAUAUUAUUUCCAAGGAGAAGAAGGAAAUCAAAUGGAUUGGCCUACCUACUAAUUCAGCUCAGGAAUGUCAGAAUUUAGAGGUGGAGAAACAGAGAAGACUUGAAAGAAUAAAGCAAAAACAGUCACAGCUACAAGAACUAAUUCUUCAGCAAAUUGCCUUCAAGAAUCUUGUUCAGCGAAACCGUCAAGCAGAACAGCAGGCAAAUAGACCACCAGCAUCCAAUUCUGUGAUUCACCUGCCGUUUAUCAUUGUGAACACCAGCAAGAAGACUGUGAUUGACUGCAGCAUUUCUAAUGACAAGUUUGAGUACUUGUUUAAUUUUGACAAUGCAUUUGAAAUACAUGACGAUAUAGAAGUGUUAAAGCGCAUGGGAAUGGCUUUUGGGCUGGAAUCUGGAAGUUGUUCACCAGAAGACUUAAAAAAUGCAAGAAGCUUAGUUCCCAAAGCUCUUGAACCAUAUGUGACAGAAAUGGCUCAGGGAUCAAUCAGCAGUGUCUAUGUCUCGUCCUCAUCAGGGUCUGCUUCAAAUGGCACAAGAUUUUCUAACAGUGACUAUUCAAAUGGAGGCGACGGGGUGUUGGCUACAAGCUCCAAUGGAUCGCAAUACAGUGGCUCCAGAGUCGAGACGCCUGUGUCUUAUGUUGGGGAUGACGAUGACGAUGAAGACGACGAUUUUAAUGAGAACGAUGACGACGACUGAUGCGUUUUGGUUGUAGACUUUUUUUAAUGUUUAAAAUUCAGCAAGCUUCAGGAAUAAAUUCUAGGAAGAGAAUUGUUAAAAUUGCCCCACCAAGGAGAUACUGGUAAGAGCCCUGAAUUUAGAAACCGCACCUCCAGUAAAGUAAGCCAAUUGUUUGUUUUUAUGUAGGUUUUUUUAUAUGUGGUGAGGAUGUGUGUGUUGAUACCGGUGUGUUAAUGCAGAACAUUUAUUUACCCUUGCUUAGGAUUUUUAACUUGAAGGAAAAUGCGUUUUUGCCCCUAAGUGUUACUGCUAAGUUUGAAAAUGUAGCCACAUGAAUGGAAAAUAAAAUCUGUCCACCUGUCAAAAAUGCAUACACUGAAUGGCAUUUUAUUUAGAGUACAUUUAGGUGAUGCUUCAAACUGAAGUAUAGCAGCAAAAAAAAAAAGUUUGCUGAUCAUGCAGAGUCCAAAGAAACAAACACAAGAGAGCCUCCUUUAAAUGUUAAUUUGCAAAAAUAGUAUGAAUUUAUUUCCCUUUUUAAAAUUUUUACUGAUCAUUGUAUUUCCAUCUAAUUUAUAUAUUGUGUUUGCUGAAUGUUAGGACACAUGAGUUAAAAGGUUUGGCAAAUGUUUACUGCCAAGCCGGUGCAGCUGUGUAAAUGUCUUGAAGGUUUGAAAUGCGUUUUGCUUAUGAUGAAAAUUUGCCUGAUUUGUUACAGGUAGAUUUUGAAAACAAUUUGUUAUAUAGCUGUUUACAUACCAAUAAGUCUAUCAUAUAAAGACAUGUACUGAAACAAAUGUUUAUAUUUGUUUCUUAAGCAUCUUCCAAUAAUCUUACUAUAAAGUUGAAAUUAAAUAUAGAAAAUGUUUUAUGUUUAACUCAAAAUUUGUCAAUCAUUUUAAUACUUCAUUUUUAAUAAAAAAAUCAGGGCAGGUGGUCGUCUUUUUAAACCUAUUCACAAAGAAUUAACUGCACAAAUACUGUCAGCUGCCUGUUCUAAGACAGUAGUCUUUUUAUUGAAACACAAAUAAACUUUUCUGUAAUAUUUUAUGGAAUAUAAGCAGUUUGUUUUACUUGUUUAACUGUGGCACUAUUAGUUUUUAUUAAUAAAAUGCGCGUGGGCGUUUUUAACAA